AUGUUCUUGCCUCCUCUGCUGCUGAAGCACAAAUUGCCCCCAAGAUACCAAAGUCUCUUAUUUCAGGUCAUUCAUUGCACCAUCAAAUCAGCAACAGUUAUUAUGAUAUUUUGUUUUCCUUCAUCUAUCUAUCUAUCUAUCUAUCUAUCUAUCUAUCUAUCUAUCUAUCUAUCUAUCAAGACAUUCAUUUCUGUAGAAGGUAGAAACUCUCAUCAGAAGGAGAGAGAACAGCGACAAGCUGACAUCAAAGCGACACGGACAGUUUCGAGCACACACACACCGAGAGGAUUCAGCGGUUCACACAACAGGCAGUAUCACGUAUCAGUGAACAUUCUUUCACCCUCUCUUUCUCUCAUCUCGCUCGCUACACAUAGUCCUACCUUUCCUCUCACAUUCCCAGUUCCUUUCUUUCUCUUUUUCUUCCGCAGCUUUACGGACAAUUUCAUUUUUUUGAACAUUCUUUCACCCUCUCUUUCUCUCAUCUCGCUCGCUACACAUAGUCCUACCUUUCCCUCUCACAUUCCCAGUUCCUUUCUUUUCUUUUUCUUCCGCAGCUUUACGGACAAUUUCAUUUUUUAUGUUCAUCUCUCUCUCUCUCUCUCUCUCUCUCAUAUUCUCUCUCUCUCUAUCAAUCUAUCUCUCUUAGUCUGUUCAUCUCUUUCUCAUUAUCUAUCUCUCUUAGUCUUCUUCAUUGAUUCUUCUUCUAUUCUCCGGCUCCUUUUCUCUUCAGGAACGUUUGGCGCCAACCAUUACAAUUUGGCGCACAAUAAUGUUCAAUCAUCAACAUCAACCGCACGCUUCACAGAUUCGCCAGACUUAUUAUCCAGAAACCAGGAACUCAACAUUCUUUCCUCCUUCAUCCUGUCAGUUUGUUAG
Acanthosepion pharaonis is the source of this 876-nucleotide messenger RNA. Lineage: Eukaryota; Metazoa; Mollusca; Cephalopoda; Sepiida; Sepiidae. The record is from the annotation of a GenBank genome assembly.